Molecule: messenger RNA, 1509 nt
Organism: Lolium perenne
Lineage: Eukaryota; Viridiplantae; Streptophyta; Magnoliopsida; Poales; Poaceae
Product: putative glucose-6-phosphate 1-epimerase
Biological process (GO): carbohydrate metabolic process
Cellular component (GO): cytoplasm
Molecular function (GO): glucose-6-phosphate 1-epimerase activity; carbohydrate binding
Source: RefSeq, a predicted model, not a curated record
CCUUGUGGAUUUCCUCGCCUGCUUGCUUGCGGGCAGCUGGGUUGGUUGAGGCGGAGGAGGGCUGCAGGCGACAGCGCGCGCCCGCCACGGCUGCGGCGCCAGGUGGUGCCUAGGUGGGUGGCGGCUCACGGGUUCUGCGCGCGCCGCCUUUGCUUUUACUCACAAGGAAAGUGCCGCCUCCCCUCCCGCCGCGCGGCCGGACGCGCGCGCGUGACACCCCAACCGCCCCUACGGCGACGUCGCCACCCUAUAUCUCGCCCGCACUGCCGUUACUCGCCCGCUCGCUCCUCCACCGCCGAUCCCCAGCCGCGCCGCGCUCGGGCUCGACUGGUUCUGGGGCUUUGCCGCCGGCCGUGGAUGAGCAUGGGCCGCUACGCCAGCGCGACGACGGAUCCGGACUGGACCGGGGCCGGCCAGGCAGUCCUGCUCCGCUCGCCCCGGGGCGCCACCGCGCGGGUGAGCCUGCACGGCGGCCAGGUCGUCUCCUGGACCAACGACCGCGGCGAGGAGCUCCUCUUCACCAGCACCAAGGCAAACCUGAAGCCACCCAAGGCGAUGCGCGGUGGAAUUCCGAUAUGCUUUCCACAGUUUGGAAACUGCGGGACCCUCGAGCGACAUGGAUUUGCGAGGAAUAGGAUGUGGGCCCUUGAUGAGGAGCAUCAGCCACUGAAUCGUAGUGACAGUGGCAGCAGAGCUUUCGUUGACCUUAUCCUAAAGCCAUCUGAAGAAGACCUCAAGUGCUGGCCACAUUGUUUUGAGUUCCGCCUGAGAAUCUCUCUUUCAAAGGACGGUGACCUCUCACUAGUGUCGCGCAUCAGAAAUGUUAAUGGCAAGCCAUUCAGUUUCUCAUUUGGCUAUCACACAUAUAUCUCUGUUUCCGAUAUCAGCGAGGUCAGGAUAGAAGGCCUGGAGACCCUUGAUUAUCUAGACAACCUUAGCCAGCGAGAACGUCACACAGAACAAGGGGACGCCAUAACAUUUGAAUCCGAGGUUGACCGAGUGUAUGUUAGCUCACCAAAUGUAAUAGCGGUUCUCGAUCAUGAGAAGAAGCGCACCUUUGUCAUAAGAAAAGAUGGACUUCCUGACACCGUCGUGUGGAAUCCAUGGGAGAAGAAGUCGAAGACGAUGCCGGACUUUGGCGAUGAGGAGUACAAACAGACGUUGUGUGUCGACGCUGCUGCGGUGGAGAGAUCAAUCACUCUGAAACCAGGGGAGGAGUGGACAGGGAAGCUCGAGCUUUCCGCCGUCCCGUCGACAAACUGCAGCGAUCAUCUGGAUCAGCCUGGUAUCAUGUAAUCUUAGGAUGUAGUAUGGCGAUAGGGGAAUAGUGCUAUAUAUAUAUAGCCACCUGUCAAGGAGAAGAAAAAAUGGGCGCCUCUUUCAUUUUGAAAUUUUGUACAUUAGAUAAGUAGGUCCCUGUGAUCAACAAGCAGCCAUGAAUUUGGACCAUCCUCUGUGAUGUGAUCAACCAACAGCUAUGAAUUUGAUUAAUCCUAUGAAUUUGAUUAA